Messenger RNA from Phialemonium atrogriseum, 2591 nucleotides. RefSeq names its product putative ATP-dependent rna helicase. Gene Ontology annotation, molecular function: RNA helicase activity; ATP binding; nucleic acid binding. The transcript has 2 exons. Gene Ontology annotation, cellular component: nucleolus. The record is from RefSeq and is a predicted model, not a curated record. NCBI's taxonomy places the organism in Eukaryota, Fungi, Ascomycota, Sordariomycetes, Cephalothecales, Cephalothecaceae. Bases 137 to 2488 code for a protein of 783 amino acids.
CGCUGAGGAAGCCCCGCAUUGCCCCUGGCAUUUCUUGGGACGGCCAAAAUUUUCUUCGGCGAUGCUGCAUUGGAGGGUCCAAAGAUCUAAAGUACUGCAGUGACGACGACCGUCUUUCCACGGGAUCUACACAACCAUGGAUAUGAACAAGAAGAAGCGAACGCUUCCCAAAUCCUCUACGAACCCGCUGUCUAAAAAGCGCCGCAAGCUUCAACAAGCCGCCUCAGGAGGGAAGGCUAAGAAGCGCGUUGAUGUCAACUCGCUGCAAUGGCGGACUGUCGAUGUGCCCGAGAUGUUCGAUGAUGCGGAAGGCUUCUUCGGCCUCGAAGAAAUCGAUGGCGUUGAUAUUAUCCGUGACGGAGACACGGUGCAGUUUGUAACCGGAGAGCCGUCGGUAGAUGACGGCGAAGAAUUCGAGGGCUUCGACGACGAGCCAGAAGUCCCGCAUACUGGCACGGCGGAUACUAAGGAGGAUACCCAGAAACAGCUCACGGGUCCAUCAAAAGGAGCCGAGAAACAACCCAAGGGAGCCGAGAAACAACCCAAGACAGCUGAGAAACAGCCCAAGAGAGCCGAGAAACAGCCCACGGACCCCGCGAAAGGAACCGCGAAUACAAAAGAGACCAAGGCAGGGGCCAAGGCAGAGGCCAAGGCAGCUAAGAAAAAGAAGGAUUCGGCCGCGAAAACGAAGAGAGACCCGGAGCUAGAAACCAACCUGUUUUCGAAACUCGAGAACAUUGAAGACCCGUCCGAAGACACAGAUCUUUCGGCUUGGGCCCCCCUUGAUCUGUCGCCACAAAUGCUGACCUCGAUUGGUGGCCUCAAGUUCUCCAAGCCCACAGCUAUCCAAGCUGCCGCCAUCCCGCAAAUAAUGGAAGGGUUCGACGUUGUCGGAAAGGCGUCCACCGGGUCAGGAAAGACACUGGCUUUUGCUAUACCAAUUGUGGAAUAUUGGCUUGCUCGUCACGACCAGAAAGAGAAGGAGGCCGCGCCGAGGCAUCCCACGGCAUUGAUCCUCUCGCCAACAAGAGAAUUGGCCCACCAGAUUACGAACCACAUCAGAGAGCUCUGCGCCGGCCUGCCCACGUCUCCAUACGUCUGCAGCGUCACGGGUGGCCUGGCGGUGCAGAAACAGCAGCGACAGCUGGAGAAGGCAGACAUCGUUAUCGGCACGCCUGGCAGACUAUGGGAAGUCCUUAGCUCCGGCAAAGCUUUGCUCAACUCAUUCAAGGAAAUCCAAUUCCUGGUGGUUGAUGAGGCGGACCGUCUCCUGACCGAAGGCCAUUUCAAGGAAGCAAAAGAAAUCUUUAGUGCCUUGGAUAGAGUUGAAGGCGACGAGGAUGACGAGGAGGAAGAGAGUCCGAAGGAAAGGCAAACCCUCGUCUUCUCUGCCACGUUUAACAAAGGACUGCAGCAGAAGCUGGCCGGCAAGGGCAGGUAUGACCUGCUUGGCGAGACACAGUCCAUGGAGUACCUCCUCAAGCGGCUGAACUUCCGAGAGCGGCCAAAGUUCAUCGACGUCAAUCCGGUGUCACAAAUGGCCGAGGGCCUGAGGGAAGGCAUGAUUGAGUGCGGCCCCAUGGAAAAGGACCUAUAUCUCUACGCAGUCCUUCUGAUGCAGUCGAGGCGUCGGACCUUAGUCUUUACCAACUCCAUCAGCUCGGUCCGGCGACUGACCCCCUUACUACAGAACCUCGGCUUACCGGCCAUUGCAAUUCAUUCGGAAAUGGCCCAAAAGGCCCGGAUGCGUUCGAUUGAGCGCUUCACGGCGUCCAAAGCGGGUGAGGCUGGAGCCUUCUCCAUCCUGGUCGCCACCGAUGUAGCAGCUCGCGGUCUCGACAUUCCCGGCAUCGAGGUCGUGCUGCAUUACCACGUCCCGCGAACCGCGGAUGCGUAUGUGCACCGGUCCGGCCGCACCGCAAGAGCCCAGAGCUCGGGUCAGAGCAUCCUAUUGUGUUGCCCGGACGAGGUCACGCCCACCCGCCGGCUCGUGGCGAAGGUCCAUGCCGCCGCAACGACAAAGGCCGCGAAAGCGGGCAAGGAGGACGGUGGCAAGUCAGCCACGUUCUUCAUCCGCACCGUGGACAUCGAUAGGAGGGUCGUGUCGCGCCUCAAGGAGCGUGUCGUGAUCGCCAAGAAGAUCGCCGAUGCGACGCUUGCCAAGGACAGGGGCGGCAAGGAAGACAACUGGCUGAAGGCUGCUGCUGAGGAGCUCGGGGUCGAAUAUGACAGCGAGGAGAUCGAGAAGGCUGGGAAAUGGGGCGGCAGGGGGAGCGGGAGGAAGCAAAAGGAGAAGGAGGCGAGGGAGCUGACCAAGGCCGAGCUUGGGGCUCUGAAGGCGGAGUUGAAGAUGCUCCUCUCCAAAAGGGUGAAUCAGGGAGUCAGCGAGAGAUACAUCACCGGCGGUGGUGUCGAUAUCGAUGAGUUGUUGAAAGGCUCAAAGGGGGAGUUCUUGGGCAAGGUGGGACUCGGCAUCGACGACGUAUGAGGCUCCCAGGUCGUUCCGUUUAGUCUAUAAAUAUUAGAUACUUCUCCCAGGACUAUACUUAUUUGCAAGCAGUGCUGGGUAAAAAUAAUAAACGUCGUCCUGG